UUAUUAUUAGCCACCGACAUAAUCAUUCAUAUCUAGUUUGUAAUCAACAAACAGUUUUAUCUUAAAGAUGCUGCAUACAUACAUACAGUUGUAGUAAAGACAUGGUAAAAAAAAAAGCUCUUUACUACAUGCAAUUUGGCUUAAUCUUUAAAACGGAAAAUAUUAUUUACUGAAAACAUUCUGAAAAGGCAAUGGGGAAAAUUGUCUGUUUCCUUGCAAUCAUUUUGUGUAUAAAUGUGUGUAAAUAAAUAAAUUCCUGUGUGUUUUCUGCAGCUGUGUGAAGUGGAGCACAGGAUGCAGUGUUAACACCACCCUGUGUCUCGCAGAAGAAGCCCGGCUUCCAGACCCUCAGCAGUAGACACAUGGCGACAUUAGGGAACCCCGAGAUGUUAACCAGGAAGAUUAAACUGUGGGACAUCAACGCCCACAUCACCUGUCGUCUGUGUGAGGGGUACCUGAUCGACGCCACCACGGUCACUGAGUGCUUACACACCUUCUGCAGGAGCUGUUUGGUGAAAUACCUAGAAGAGAACAACACGUGUCCCACAUGUCGGAUUGUCAUUCACCAGAGCCAUCCACUGCAGUACAUCGGCCAUGACCGAACAAUGCAAGAUAUUGUCUAUAAGUUGGUGCCAGGGCUGCAAGAAGCGGAGAUGACAAAACAGAGAGAAUUUUAUCAGAAGUUAGGCAUGGAGGUGCCUGGAGACGUCAAAGGAGAGCUGUGUAACGUGAAAACCCACCUGGACUCACAGCGCAAUGGUGAUCUGAAAUCAGAAGAUCCAGCCAGUAAGGAAGCAGGAGAUGAGAAAGCAGAGGAGGACAAUGACUACCAUCGCAGUGAUGAGCAGGUGAGUAUCUGUCUGGAGUGUAACAGCAGUAAGCUCAGAGGACUCAAGCGGAAGUGGAUUCGUUGUUCGGCUCAGGCGACUGUUCUCCACCUCAAGAAGUUCAUCGCGAAGAAGCUAAACCUGACAUCUUUCAAUGAGCUGGACAUCUUAUGCAAUGAAGAAAUCUUGGGCAAGGACCAUACUUUGAAAUUUGUUGUGGUAACAAGAUGGAGAUUUAAGAAAUCCCCCCUCCUCCUUCAUUACAGACCUAAAAUGGAUCUGCUGUAGUUGGACAAAAAUGCUUGGUUGUUUUGGCCCAGUGGCUGAGGACUGUGCUACGUGCUAUAUAUGCAGAGACCAUCAACGCCCACACCAAACAAACACUCGUCAACACAGAUACGAGCCAGCAAACAACAAAACCAGCACAGCCACUGCGACACUGGCGACUUUUGGGAACAACCGCUUUUCUCUGUUUGUUCGUCUGCUAUAUGUCCUAUAUAUGUGAAAAAUUGAGAGAAAGCAUAUAUUUAUACUUUUGUAUAGAUGAGAGAAGUGGAACCAAGACUCUAUCGCGCUGUUUACACUAUAAAAAAAAGACAAAAAAAAGGUCAUGAGAAAAGGUUGAACUUUUUUUUUUUUUUUUUACCAUUGGACUUUGUUCCUACUUCAAUUAUGGGCAAAAAGAUGGUGCUCGGUGUCUGCCGCCCUCCGUGGAAGUGUCCACUUUUACACUGCUAACCAGAAGAGAAGAGGCGUUUCAAACUGACCGCUCUCUCUCAGGUCUUACCCAACACUUCUCGGGAGUGCGGAGCCUUUCGAAAGCUCAUAUAAAGCAGUUUAUAUGAGUGUAUUAUUUCAGAGCGGUUUCUUUCUUUACUUUUCGGCGUCGCUACGAGUGGAAUUGUGAAUAGGCAAAUUUAUGUGUAGUAUUUAUGUUCUAUUUACCAAUAUUGUAUAUAAAAGUUGUUGGUGGAGAGAAGGGAUGAAAGAUGUUAUGAAAGUGUGUGUGAAAGACUAAACGGCUAGAAAAAUAGAGACAGAUUGGAGUGGUUUUUCCAAAAAUGCU
Messenger RNA from Carassius auratus (goldfish), 1893 nucleotides. RefSeq names its product polycomb group RING finger protein 3. The transcript is spliced from 9 exons. The record is from RefSeq and is a predicted model, not a curated record. Lineage: Eukaryota; Metazoa; Chordata; Actinopteri; Cypriniformes; Cyprinidae. The coding region runs from base 363 to 1115 and encodes 250 amino acids.